UUUCUCUAUGGGACAUGGGCACAUCACAAUUUAUUAGAAGUGUCAUGGAGAUUUAAUUACACUGAAUUGGUAAUAGCGGCCAUUUCUGAACCCUCUGUGUUUGAUGACUCGUUGCUUUGAUUCUAUGCGUUAAACUAUGUUAUUGAUUCUAUUCUACCACAUAAUUGAUAGCGGUGGUCGGUUUAAGGUAUGCGUUAUCAACACUUGCGUUGCCAGUCGCCAAUUUCCAUUCUGACCAAAGCCCUGCUUUAACCCUAAUGCUUUCCAGAAUGGUUCGCUGUCGUACACGUACGCGCGUACGUCGUGUUGAGCACAUACACACACAGUCCUGCUCGCGCUUCAGUCUGCCUCCUUGGCGGCUGUGAGGCUAGGCUAUUUGGCCGUGGCUUAUGCGCUCAACGCUGCUAACUGUCCCAGCAGCACCUGAUGAUCAGUUUCUGGUCAACCGGGCAUUUCAUCGCCUCUUCGCAAUUUAUCACAUUGCUCGUGCAACGAAUAAGUCCCGCUCGUGGCAACUUUCUCCCUCUCCCCAGGAAGUCUAACGCUAUGCACAGACGGUGUGUCAUUGAGUCAUUCACACUUUGUUUAUGUGUGUUGGCAAUAUAUAUCAUUGCAUCCCUGUUAGUUUUGUUAGCGCUUGUUUGACAGAAAUGCGUUUGAGCAUCAGUGCGUAGCCUAUACGUGAAACGUUAGGGAGCAAUACCUUAUACUGAGUGGGUAGGUCCACCUCACAGAUUACUCAACAACAGCAGGAGGUUAAACAAAGAAAUGACCAUCUUAUCGUAAUGCGCCAACCUUGAGGUACCUUGUCCUUUUUUAAGGGGGUGCAUAUAGAUAGGAUGGUUUCAAUCGGUGCAGCAUACAAGGUUCUCCUAUAGACUAUAGCCUACAUUAAUUUGGCCGACGUCUCUCUCUCUCUCUCUCUCUCUCUCUCUCUCGCUUUCUCGGUAUUGGUCUGUGUGUUGAUGUGAAUUGCUUCCACCUCUCCUGUGUACCACCCCUCGUGUUCAGCGACAGAAGCUUAGCAACGUACAAAGAAGGUUUUCGACAAGAUAGCAAAGGAGGACUACCAAGGCACGUGCCAUAUGUCAGAAAUACAAUAGAAAAUACAUAUAUAUGCGAGUUGAUUUUUAUCAAGGCUACUUUGACUCUUUUAUUCACAUUUAUUAGAAUUGUCAAGGGAGAAGGGCUUACGCUCAACGUCCACGUUCUCUAAUUAUUGGGAACGGGUGACAGAUUUACGAUGGGUUCGGUGAGGUCUAACGGUAUUUAAUUAAAAAAAUAUAUUAUUCGUUAAAGCUUCAUCUAAAUUGAAGAUCAUUUUCUCCGAUAUUGUUCUACCACACCGCCACCCUGAAGUUCCUUGUUGUUGUCUUGGCCGCCGGGAUGCUGGCCUUUCUCGGCGCGGUCAUCUGCAUCAUCGCCGCGGUCCAUCCCGGAUCCACUGCUGCUGCACCCCAGCCACUAUCUGGAAACCUGUCUCUGUCAGCGGACUCUGUUUUGCAACCCCUAUCGCCGGGUUCAAUGGCUCAAGCCGGUCCUCUGAGCGCUCUCCACGGUGCUGAAUCGACCGGAGGCGGAGUAAAUGGUCUCGGGGCUUCGACAUUUAACGGUAUAAGCAGCUCGGCAGCAGUGGGAGUUGGAAGCGGACAACAGUUUAGUUUUAACCGACUCAUUUGCACCCCUAUUCCUGCCGGGGAGUGCAAACCGAAGCACAAUCAGCAACAGGCCGACGAUCCGUCAGCGUUUGCCGGAGAGGACUGGGGUUACCUCCGCACCAUGGCUGAGGAGCUCCGACAAACCGUCGUGCAGCAGAAAGACCAGAUCCUGGGCGAUCAGCGAACCAUCCAUGAGCUCACGGGCAAGUUGUCAGAGUGUGAGAGCGGUCUGGAAGACCGAGGCAUGUCAGAGAGAAGUGCAGGACUUUGGGAUGGUGGCAAGGGACACCUUAUGGUCAGGGACGACACCCCGAAUCCCGCCGCGAUGCAGCCGCACACCGCUCGCGCCCUAGAGGAGCUGGAGCGUGCCAUCAUUCAGCUGAAAGACCGUAUCGAGAAACUGGAGUCAGACAUAGGCCCCUCCAUGGCUAACCGCACUGGGGCGGGUCAGAAGGGCCCGGGGGCGCUGGGCGAGGCGGUGCGGUGGCGGGUGGAGGACCUGGAGACGGAGCUGGAGCAGAAGAUGAAGCUGCUGGAGAGGCAGAGGGCUGCGCUGCACAAGGAGACGCACAACCACCGGGAGGAGAUGGACCAGGGGCUGGACUCCCUGCACCACCGCAUCCUCAGCCUGGAGCAGGGUCUGUCACAGCAUCACUACCCUGAAGGAUACAAGCUGUCCUUCCCUUUGAGGACCAACUACAUGUAUGGGCUGGUUCGACACCCCAUUCCUGAAAUGCACGCCCUGACGGCCUGCUUGUGGCUACGGGCCAAGGAGGGGGGCAUUGGUACGCCCUUCUCCUACUCCGUCCCGGGACAGCCUAACGAACUUGUGUUUCUGCAGGGCGCGCGUAAACCAGUGGAGCUGCUCAUUAACGACAAGGUGGCGCAGCUUCCCCUGUCCCUGCCACUGGGCAGUUGGCAGCAUGUGUGCGUGAGCUGGACCCUGCGGGACGGGGUGUGGCAGGCCUACCAGGGGGGCAAGCUGAAGGGCGAGGGAGAGGGCCUGGCUGCCUGGCACCCCAUCCGGCCAGGAGGCGUGCUCGUCCUGGGACAGGAGCAGGAUGCGGUGGGGGGGCGUUUUGAUGCCUCCCAGGCGCUGGUGGGAGAGCUGUCCCAGUUUAACCUGUGGGACCGGGUGCUGACGCCCAGCGAGAUCUCGAGCCUGGCGGACUGCAGCCAGGUUUCCGUGGGCAACGUGGUGCCCUGGACGGACGAGGACAUCGACGUGUUCGGGGGGGCCACCAAAGAGCCGCUGGAGCCGUGCCCCCUGCGCGUGGGCACCCAGCAGUGAGGGGGCGGGAAGGGGGCUGCCGGAGGCGGACAAUGUGAUGGAGCGUGUUUUUAAAGUGAGGGACAUCUGUCAGCAAAGGGGCGACAGAUUGGCUAUGUUAUUGUAUUAAAACAGUGCUUUUGGUUUUUAUUAUUCAUUUUUUUUCCAAGAGUAUCUUUUUGGGCAGUUCUGCUGGACAGCAGACGGCCCUUGUCCCUGGGCUGGGCUGGGCUGGGCUGUUUGUGGGCGUGUGGAGUUUGUGGCUCUCUGUUCCCCCACAACGUGUGGCAGAGCUUGGUGUUGUACAUCCCACAAAUUGUGUCCUGUUCUAAGAGGUGAUUUUCUUGUUGGAAUUUGUGAUAUUUCAGCAACAUGAGGAACACAAUUCUGUGAAGUGUUUUUAUUUACAUAAUUUUUGCAUAAAGUAUUUAUUUUUUGCACUCACACGCAUACACUCCAUAUUCAUUAUAAAUGGUGAACAUUUUCACAUUUUACAUGGACAUUAAAUCACAAGCUGAACUUCACACUGUAAAUUCCCUUUCAGUGCACUUACAGGCAGCCUCCGAAUUUUCCUCACUUGCAGUCGUUCAAAAAUUAUGAAAAUAACAUAAAUAUAUAACAUCCCUGUGGGCUAGCCGAGUCUUUUUGCCCUCAAAGCAUUACUCUGAUGCCCUGGAAACCCUGUAACCUGAAUCUGACUCUCAUCCUCUACUACCAAGGCAAGCCGGAAAAAAUGCAGGAACAACAUUCCAGCAACAUUGUUAGAACAUUACUACAUUUGUGGCCUGGGCCUCUGCUCUCUCGCAGUCAGUCUCUCGCUCUCUCGUGGUCAGUCUCCUCCUCUCCUGCGGUCAGUCUUCCCCUCUCUCGUGAUCAGUCUCCCCCUCUCUUGCAGUCAGUCUCCCCCUCUCUCACGGUCAGUCUCCUCUCUCGUGGUCAGUCUCCUCCUCUCUCACGGUCAGUC
This is a messenger RNA of Anguilla rostrata (American eel), 3892 nucleotides long. Its product is annotated as neuronal pentraxin-2-like. The record is from RefSeq and is a predicted model, not a curated record. The transcript has 5 exons. The coding region runs from base 1387 to 2949 and encodes 520 amino acids. NCBI's taxonomy places the organism in Eukaryota, Metazoa, Chordata, Actinopteri, Anguilliformes, Anguillidae.